UAUGUAAGCAGCGAUUCUCUCAGCAGUUUGUAGAAGUCAGGCUAGGAUGGAUAGCCGAGUGUAACUAAAAAAGUUUGCGGACAUCUACAGAAAAUGCCAGUAGAGAUCGCCUGCUGCAGUGCCACCGUACUUAUAGAGAACCCGUGGCUGAGUGGUUGGCGAUCACGUUUAUUGGGAUUGCGAUGAGUCAGACAUAUAAUGAACCAAGGUAGAUUUCGGAGAGAUGGUUGCAUUAGUGGUGCUGCCUACAGUGUUCCAAGAAAUUAUAAACCUGUGUUUUUUAUUUCAGACAUCAGGACUCAAUUCGAAGCACAGUACAUGUUCAAACGUCGCUCGUCUAAUCCUGGAGGUUCGAUCUGAUUGAUCGCGGAUUUAGAUCAUUAGCAAAUGAAAAUCUCAAUUUGUUUAAACCAUUCAACAGAUAGUAAUGAGGGAAAUGGAAGCUGAUGGUUUCAAAGCAAGAAUUCAUAGUCAUAAACCAUACAGGGAGCACAUCUAUGAAAAAAAACAUUUUGAAUUCGAUCUCAUGGUCAAAAGAGUUUUAGAAGUUCUCGGAAUGCGAACUAGUAAAACAUGUUUUCCCUUAAUCCGUGUAUUAUUCAGACGUUCGGUAUUUACUCUGUAUAUUUGGUCUUUUUAAUGAACACGGCAAUCAAAUAUAUUGAACGAAAAAUCCCAGCAUUUGUUCCAUUUGUCUGACAUUCCUGUUAUUAUACCUUCCUGAAAGUCAUAGCAUUUAUUUACUGAAUACGAUAAUACACAUCUAUCUGCGGAACUCAGCUGUGCAUGCAAAUUGCACAGUGUGCUACCCAAAUCGCCGAAAUAAAAGGAUGCCGGUCUUUGAACUCAACCAUAGAGCAUACCACCCUUUUGGUUGGGUCAAACAGCAAAUGAGCGGGAGGGGUUUCGCCUGAAUAAGCAUCAAAAGCAAAUGUUGUACAUAGUUCAUUUUAAUAAGAAAAGAAAGUAGCUCAAUGUAGAAUGCGUUUAGUUAUUUGGAAGUCUGGACGGUUUCAACCCGACUAUGUCAGGGAAACUUAGCUCUGCUCCCAUGACUUAUGAGUGGUUGACUUUAAAAUCUGUUCAUAAAAUAAACAUUGGCACAGACUUUUAUCGCCAGGUUAAAGAAAUAUGCCUUUUUAUUGAAACUAUUCGCUUUAAAUUGCUGAUGUUAUGAGAGCAUAACUCUGACAAAUAAAUCCUAAAAUAUAUCCUAUUCCGAGGCUAGCGACGAUAUAUUUUGAGUUUCAGUUGUUAAGGGUAUUAACAUGUAAGAAGUCAUGACCAAAUUUUUCCUUAAGGUAGUAAGUGCUGUCGAAACAAGCGAACUUUCUAUGCCAUAUUUUCUUGCGUUUAAAAGGCGUAUAACCUAUACGACCACCCUUUUUAAGGGUGUUAGCAAUUAUAUUGAAGUGACUUUCGCCUAUGCAAGCCUAUUACAAAAAUAAAAUUGGCGUUUUCGUUUCAUCUUGAAAGUCGACGUCCAGAGUUCAUGCGGAUAAUUGCACAACAACAGCAAUCAGUAAUUGAAAAGUAGCCCUGUAGUCUAUAUGGCAAGAGCGCCUGACUUAACUGAUCUGUAACAGACAGCACAGGAUUCCAACACUGAGUUUUCCGUCACCGACGGUGGGCGAUGACUGUUUUUUCGAAGUUUAAGUAAUCUGCUUAGUCAGAGAAUUUCAUGCGGAGUUCUAUUAGCAUUGUCCACGUAUUACUAGAGUAAGCCGCAAAAAGAAAAUAAUGGACGCAAUCUAUAAGUAUUUUCUUGGGGAAGAGAGAGCAUUCAAGCGAGUUCAAAAUUCGCCACAGGCAAACGUACAUCUCGUAUUACUUGAUGCCUGACGUGAUUCCGGAUUUCCACUGAAAGUCGCACAAUUAUAUCAGGGUAGAUUACUCAUAUGAAGCACGAAUUACCCUUCAACCUAAGUGCGACAUUGCAAGUUACAUCUUUCCGUGUAGGUCGCAUCGCUGUUUUGAUCUCACUUUCACGUUAUUUUUAACGUGAAUAUUUAAUCUAAUGUUACCUAGGCCGUUAUCUUUGCAGUAUAAGGUAUUUGAAGGUUUUGUUAUACUGAAAAAUCGCCGGUCCGCCUGAGUAUGGCCCAGAUAGUAACAUCGUAAAGCCUGGUCAGUUAACCUGCUUGCGACAUUAAUUUCGCUUGUCUAAUGUAUCCCUUGUGCCACUUUUCCUUUUGCCUGGAAGCAUUUAUUCAGUCGUGACGUCCUUAACAUGAGGAGUCAUAAGUGACGGGAGAUCGAAAGAAAUGCCAAAAAUACAAAAGUCCUAUCUUUGGAAAACGGGGUCUGUCAGAGUGCUAAAGCGCAUUGGUGGCAGGAAAAAGACGACGUUAAGACAAGUGGGUAAAUUUCAAAUUUUUAUUAUUCAGUUUGUUUUAUGCGAUCGGUCUGCUCUCCGCUAAGAAGCGGUAGAAAACGUUACGUCAGCUUAUUUCUCCCUUAUUAAGUCUCUUAGCUGAGUCACCGGUCAUCUGAAAAGUAGGCGGCAUGGCCUUGAGCUUUUAAAUGGCCGCAUUCAUGACAAUGUCAUGAAUUAAGUGGGCAUCGCGUGCACCGAUGUCUUAUAAUAAAUUAAACCUUGCGGAGUAAGAUAAGUUGAGCUACGUUUUGGUUUCACUAAAGUUAAACAGAUAGUGCAUUGAUUUGGAAGUAAGGGUUGACCAUAUUAUCUGGCCCCGAUAAUUCGACGUAGCAAUAAAUGUGACCUAUAUUGUUGGUUUGCCACGUUGCAGUUUGUGCACACAUAACAUUUUUUAACCAACUUCGGUUAAAAUGUACAACCUGAGCAGGAGAACUGUCCCAUGUUUUUUCUUUUUUCAACUUCUCAAGAAGGUCGCUUCACCUAUUACGUGAGAGUCUGUAAGGAACCUUAUCACGCGGCAGGGCUCAGUGUCAAAAAAGCUGAAGUUUUAAUGCAAUACAUCAACAGUCUCGUUUAAUAUGAAAGAAUAGCGGACUAAGUUAUUCUUUUGUGGGGAAAUAUCGGAAGUUUUGUUUUGCAAAACUUUAUUGACUUCAACAUUUCACUGCAAGAAGGCCACUGAAAAUCAAGUCAUUUACCUCCGCAUAACAGCGACCAAUAGGGGCGAAGAACAAAAAAUAUACAUGUCUAAAAUGCGAAAAAUAGGUUACGUACAAAAAAAUUGCCAGCCACGCUGUGCUCUUUAACAGAUUGCCGCUAGGCAUUAUAAGGGUGGACAUAUCCAGCAGGUCUAUGUUUGACAGUUUUCAUCAGCAUUGGCAUCACUUUGAUGAUCACUAUUUUUACACAUCCGUCAUUGAUGUGCUGAUACCUAUUCUGUAUGAAUUUGUUGGAGUCGAAGGGCAUUUGACCCUUAUUUUGUAUGGCGACUGUCUUGUUACAUCUAAUACUUAUCGUUCCUGUUAUAUGGAAGUGAUGUUCGCUGAUGGCCUAUGCUAUUCUUGACUCGCCAGUAGGCAGAUGGUUUUACAUCGUUAUAUGCAUGUUCGCAUGUGUGUCGCAGACAUUAUUUUAAAUAAAUGCACUUGAUAAACUCUCAGACAAAAUGUGAAUUUUGUAAACCAAGAUUAUUUAUGCUGAUCGAGCAGUUUGACAUGGUUCUGGAGCAAUGGCUCCAAUUAAUCCACAGACGGCAAUAAAUGGACGACGAGCAGGACGGAAGUGGCAGUAAAAAUUAAAAGGACAAGAAGAUAUAGAAGAAGAACGAGGGGAGAAAAAGGCGAAGGAAAAAAGUCGAAAGAAUUUCAGAAGAAGAAAAAAGAUGGCGAAAGAACAUGCGAAGAACUAGAACAAAAAUGAAAACGUCAACCUGUCAAAAAACAGAAAAGGGCACAGAGAUCGGCAAUAAAAAUGCUAAAGCACGGAGAACGAUGAUGUAAGCGUUGAGAAAAAAUAGCUGUGCUCCGAAGAAAAGAAUAGGAGGAUAGAUAAAGGCUAAGGUGCAGCAGGAAGAGGAAAAUUAGGAUGAAGAAUGGGGACGAAGAAUUGGAUAGUGUAGGGAAAAACGAUUGAGUGCACUCAAGAAAUAUCUUAGGAACAGAGAAAACGACAAUCAUAAAACGAAAGGUAUUCUCGUAAUACCUGUCUAUGAAUAAAUCCCAUAUGUUCACACAGUCAGAAUCCGGGAGUACACAGCAUGAGCGAACACUACCCUAAAGCGAGGCGAUGGCAGUUACUUUUCAGAAUUCUGUCCCAAGACCAUUUCUUCGAAGGAUCACACAGGAACUAAUCAGAAGUGCGUGACCGUCGUCGUCAUAGUUUAUUAGUGCUUAUUCCAAAAGAAAUAUGGUUACAGUUAUUCUAACUCAAACAUAAACAUUUCGGGCUGAACAAGCCCACCGUACGUUUAACAUUCUCAAUCGAGAGAUUUUCCGCGGACUGCAUCACCGUCUACUUUAUAACACGCCGAGUUCACCAUAGCAACAGAGGACAAUAAUCAGUCAGUCUCCGGAUGCCCCGUUUAUCUUAAGACUAAAUCGGAUAAAAAUGACAACCUAGACGGCCUUUUGGGAUACAAUUCAGAGCCCGUGAUAUUACAGCAAACACCCGUUGUGUCACAUAUGCGGCCGUGUGAGAAGUUACUGUAAGAGAGCAGAAAGGCUCUGACGGAAUGCAAUUACGUCGGUUGCCUCUUCAUGGCAAAUGGUACCCUCACAUUUUUCCAAACUUGACAGGAAGUCCGGAUAAAACCAACCAGCACUGGAAAACAACCAAAAGUUUGGCGGAUGCCCGCAUGUAUGGCCAACUUUUGAGGCGGUGGCACGCAUCCUACAUCUUUUGGAUUUUGGCGAGUUCCACAGGCUAAAAGCUACAACCGAACAUUCGAUUUUGGGAUUAAAGGCCACCCGGCAACUAAUCAGAGCAAUAAAAAUGGCCUGUCAAUUCCAGUGCGGAUCACAAUGAGUGGAUCCGCUAGAGAAGCAAUAAAACGAUUACGCACUGACAUAAGGGAAAGCGGCAAUAUAAUAAGGAGAAUAGAACGUUUUCUCAGAUGACCGGAAAAUACGCAGUCUCUCGGCACUCGCAGUGUUCCAGGGCGCUGGGUUUCUCAGUCGAGGGUGAUAACAGGGUAUAACGAAAUGCACUGGAGACCUGGCACAUAAAGUGGGCUUAUUAUUGGUGACUUGUGCGUAAAUCAGUUUUUAGUGAUACAGGCUUGUGCAGUAUCUACCGCACCUUCCCGUUCCUUACCCGCUGAUCUCCAAUGGCGGGACAAUUUCAAAACGGCCUGUACUUGGUUUGGGCGACCGAAAGCGUGUUAGGGCAGAGAACCAGACGAAGUCAGAUAGUCCGUCUACGCGUGCCACACACAACAUGGCUCCCAUGCCCAGUGCUAGGUUUUCAUGAAAUAGAGAGUGCCUCGUAUCUCACUUUCGUGGAGUAUCAAAGCUGCUGCAUUUAGGAGAAGCCAUUAAACGCGACUAUCAGUCCAUAUAUACACACAACACUGACUGCAAAAACCGUGUUAUCCGUUUGGUUGGCAGUCUUUAGAGCCACGGCUUCCAGCACGUCUUGAUAGUUUAACUGGGCGCCAGGCUUAUCAGUGUGAGGGACAUACUAAUGUCUCAUGUUAAUGAGUCCCUCAGAGCCGGUCCCAGUCACUCUUCUGUCUUGCUUGCACCGACCAACUAUUCAAGUCGGCCAGACAUCUGGCGGUGGGUUGAACAGUCCCUCCACGCAUGCCGCACACGACCGGAUUAGCCAUCAGGUUACACCAGAGAACGUAAUUCCUACUAAUAUUGGCGGUGUGUGUUUUGCCCGCGUGGCAGUUGUUGUGAGACGGGCUCGUGUGCAGUGCAUAGGCCGGUGGGACCAUGUCUCUCAUGUCUGUACUAGAGAGCAUUUGGGCGAAAAGGUCCCACGCGUUGACAGAAGGCCCUUUACGAUGCGAGCAGGUAAAUUGAGUGCAAGCGACAGAGAUUAUUUUUUCCUGCAACAGUACGCCAGUCUGAUUCCGGUGCACUCGCAAGUGCGCGAUUAAGUCGAUAUACAACAUAAAUGUACGAGGGUAGUGGGAACAGAGUAUGAUUGUGUUAGUGAGCUGGCGGUGUGACAGUGCUACUUUAAGUGAAGGUGGUAAAGGGGUUUUUAGCUGCAGGAGGUCGGUUUCGCGUGAUGGCAUUGAGGUAAAUUCCCUGUCAUAUAUGCACACACAGAAACUCAAGCCCGUUCGCCGUCAGAAUGUCCUGGGGCAUUGUAACCUCAUAAGAUGAUUAGUAUGCUGGUAAGAUGUAAGAAGGGUUGGCCGUGUUUCGUUGCAAUGUGCCCGUAAAAUUUCGACGAGGACGAUCUGUGCUUGAAAAAUCCGCGGACAAUGUGAACACGACGUCAGGUGUCGAGUACUGAUGUCACUACUUCGUAGCACCUGAGAAUUGCGGGCUUCGCUCGUUGCAGUAACAAAAACUGUUUGUUUGGUCUUGAAGACAGCUACUCCUAUCUUUAAGAUACUGCGCUACGCCAGUUGGUCUUGACUUAGGUACCUUCACUUUUCUGGAUUGAUUUCCAGAUGCUUGAGCAUGAUCUUCAAGGUUUUCGUGUAGCGACAUAUCCUAUGUGGGUUAGCGCGCAGUCAUCCGCGCCAAGUGGAUCGUGAGCGCUGCCCUUUGAUACUCUACAAGGUACCUUCAGACGACGACCUUGAACAAUUUUCCAUCGGUUCACUAAUUCAUGCCGACCAGUGACCGCUCCUUACGGUAGGGGCCUAUCAACAUGGUGAAGUAUAUGAGGCUGAGUAGAAUGAGAGUGCGUAUGCAGCCUUGCUUUACCCCAUCUGUCAUUAUGAAUGGUUCAGAAACUUCCCGUUGUCCAGGACGCGAGGCAUCGAUCGUCGUGAGGUUGACGUACUAUUUGAAUCCGUUGCCAACGGCAUUCGAAUUUCAGCAUGUUCUCCAGCUUUUGUCGCAAUUCACUUUGUUGAAGAUCUUCGUCGGAUUGGCGAAGGCGAUGAAGUGGUUUUUCCUCAUUUUCUGACGCCCUUCCUUCAGUUGGCAUAUAUGAAAAUCCAACCUUUUGUUUUGCGGUGUUCUGGGAUCCUGAUAAAUGUUCAACCGAUUGAGCAGAACACGGACGAAGAUUUUCCUAUGGUGUUGAGAAGGGAGAUGCCUCUGUGGUUAUCCCAAGUUGCCGAUUCCUCUCGUGUAUGUAGCUGUGCACGAUGAGGGCUCUCCUGAAGCCCUGAAAGAUGAGUUCUUUUAUCCACAUCUACUGGAAGGCGAGGCUAGCUUUUCAUGAGUAGCGGACCAUCAUAAUUGCACACUUUAACAAAAAUGGCGUCUGUUCCUCAUGCUUUUCCACUAAGCAACCGUUGUACUGCUCUGCUUAUCUGAUGGAGAGAAGGCUGAUUCUCGAGGCGGUCGAUGGUGUCCAAUUGAGGAAGUUGGUUAAUGGUUUCUUCGCAUAAUGUGACCGGGUGGUUAUAGGCGACCUGGGGGUGUGCAAGUCAACGCUCCGGGAUCUGUGGCUUCUGCGUCAGAAGCUUUGUUCCAUCCUGGCUCGACAGUUGUUCAGUCUCUUUGACCUGUUGUCCGUACACUGUUUUGAUGCCAAUGAAGAAAUUCUGCAUUUCACCACUGUCUAAAUUUCCCGUAUAUUCCUAGCUUUGCAAGUAAGUUAGUCGUUUUGAAACUCCCUCAGCUUUCGUUAUGCUAGCCGUUGGUACAGAAGGUAUAUGACUUUAUUCGCGUUGUUGUUGUCAAUGGUAUUAACUGCAUGUAGAAAGUCUUUCUCGGGUGCUGAGUGCUGAUUACUUCGUCCUUGUCAUCAAACCCAUUCUAGUGCUAGCAGUUUGCGCGACCGACGGUUUUUAUCGUGGUGGCCUAAACUAUAUCCGCCAACUCCCUCAAAUGGGUUUUGACAUGUUUAUGGACCUCCAGGAUUUGCCUUUUUCCAACCUGGAAUUCAUGCACCUGUUAAGAUACAACUGGCGUUAAGUUGUAUCAAGUAAUCCAGUAUUUAAAUUAUUCGAUGUCGAUUUCUCUCUCGGUGGCCAGCAGGAUUGCAUUUGGAGGCUUAUUUUCGAGAUGGCAAGUCGGUGAUCUAUCCGGUAGUUAUCAUGCCGUGUUAGUUAGAGUUUAAAACCAAGACGUAGUCCAGCAGAGGCCAGCGACAUAAGCGAUGGUUUAUCCACGUCGUCUUCUUCCACAUCGGAAAACGGAAGAUUAUUGUCAAAAGAACAUUAUAUUUCGUUCGGUCGUGCAGGCAGAGGAUAACAUUGCUGUUGUAGGUACCGAUCUCCUGGCGACCAGAAACUCCUUUUUAGGCACCAUGGUCAGUCCACACACGAACAUUGUGGUCCCUAGUGACAGUCAGUAUACCGAUGUCGAUACAGUUGCUAUGAGUGCGUACACGUCUUCGUAGAACUUGUUUCCCACGUCGUCAGAGUUUGUCUUUGAGGAGGUAUAGAUGGUGACGAUCGCGGUGAAUAUUUUGCCUCACAAUGGCAGUCUCAUGAUCGUGAGCAGAUCAUUGAAAUCCUGUGGUAAGUAACUCAUUUAUCGCUCGACGUCGUUCCUGAUGCCAAAGGAGACCCUGGCAUCGCUUCGACCUAUCCUUGGACGUCUGCCCCGAAAAAGGGUACCUAGCGCCCGCAUCGUCAAAUUGACAGUUAUCAGAGAAGCCGGUCUCACUGGAAACUACAAUGCCCUCGUUGCAUCCGGCAAAUUCGCGGACAGUUGUAGCCGUCCUUCUUUUUGGACGGUUUAUCCUCAGAUUGUCUAAAACGGAAAGUAUAAUCCAGACUGGCAGUGUGAGAAGUAUCACUCUGGCAGUCUGUUCAGAAGCAGAGGAAUGAGGACAAAGGCUGUUGUUUUUUGUACUUUUUCGAUCGCAAUUUCCGAUUCCGCUAUCUAGAGUUAACUGGUCGACCGCAUAUUUUGCCAUCGAAUUUAGGGCGCCACGUCUAGUCCCUGAGGUGGAAUAAGUUGUUCUAUCCCUAAAUAGGGCUGUUUAGGAAACCAGGUGGCUGUCUAAUUCCUACGUUGCUAACGAUUUUUAUUAAUUGGGAAGACGACGCUAGUAAGCCAGCACGGACUAUGGGAUUGCAUGUCGCGCUCUCUGUAGGACCCAUUUUAAUUAGAGUGGGACGAGAUUUUUGGAAUUAGUUCGACGACUAUCGGAUAUAAAAAUAAACUGCAGUUUGACCAUCUUGACUCACGGUGUCCACCGUGUGCUCUACAGCAAGCUGGGAGCAGGCACAGUGAAUUGCGAGUGAUUUCUUUUAAGGCGAUAGUAGAUUUGUGCAGCACCUGUCGUAUUCUCUUUUCCUCCCCACCGGAGGCAGUUGUCAAGAUGGCGCGGCCGGAGCCACCCAUAGGCGUGCCGUUACAUUUAACUCGGAUCAUACGAAGUGGGAAUGCCAUAGAGGCCACAUUAAGAAAGAGCCAUUGCAGCCUAAUUGACAGUGCGUCAGUCGGUCACUCCGAACAAAAACACAUUGGGUUGACUGCGAGGUCCAAGUUUGCUAAUAAGUUCGCAACUUUCCAAGUAAUGGUUUUUAACGCGCCGUGAUGGCUUCAAACGCGUCAGAUUGUUUGUAGUAAUAAAAAUGCGCCGAGUCACCGACCUCAUUAUCUAUUCCCGUUCCUAGGGCCCAGCCACUGUCCGAGCCGGUCACUUGUCUGGUGCGGGGAAAAGGCAUAGUGGCGGCCAGAUCUGUUGAACUUACCUGCGCGUGACACAUGUAUGACCUGCUCCCCCCUCCCCCAAACUCACACCAGUAUUUCACAAAAAAGGCGGAUCUUACAUGCAGCAGAGGAACCACAGGGAGAAAUGGGGUGAGAAGCACACUUUCCCUUGCGUGAGAGAUGUCGGCGAUGUGGGAUUUCGGAGGGGUGAAGGCAUGGUGCAUGUGUUGAUGGGGAAAUCUGUGAUGAUGUGGUCGUAUCUGUGGUGAUUUAUCGUAGUUUUUCAUGGAUGUGCAUGUGACCAAGGAAGUCCAUUGGUGCUCGAAAGUCCGAGGGCGAUGACGACAGGUAAGGCAAUUUCGGAGUGUAUGUUGCUGCCCUAGGCACUGGUUCGCUAAUCUCUGUGCGCUGGGUUCACAUUUGACUGACCAGAUCGAUGCUUGAAGUGAAUGCGUGGUGGCAGUGUGGGCAGGAUAGAUCGAGAGCCGCAGAGUCAGCUUCGAUGGUGUUGGUGCUGCCGCCGCUACUGCUAGUUGUAGGCGCGAUGGGCGAUGCGGUGUGGAAUGGGCUGGGCAUGAUGGGUAUAAAAAGUGUGCUAGGUUUGGAUACUGCAGUGAUUUCCGUUGUCGUGGAGAUGCAUGUGACUGAAUAGGCCUAUUCGGUGAAUGAAUAUGCGGCGUCACAGAGGGUAGGUGUUGGGGCAUGUUAGUGCUCCAGACAUUGAUUUACCAGUCCCUGCGCGAUGGGUUCGCGAGUGACGGACUAGGCCAAUUCGUGAGGUGAAUGUGCAAUUGCGAUGACGACAGGUUGGGGCUGAGUCCGCAACACUGGGGGUGGGGGUUUCGAUGGUGAUGGUAGUAGAUGAUGGGAGGUCGGGCGUCGUCUCAUUGGUGGGAUGGAGUGCGAGAGGUUGUGGUGUUGGCGGAGCUGAUUGCUGUGGUCGACGCAAAGUUUGGGGCAGUGGGAAUGAUGACAGCGAUCGAUGGCGGCGGGGCGUCGGCAGUGUGGUCAUUGGUGACGUGGCGUUUGAGGCAGGGGUGACAGUGGGGGUGUUAGCAGAAGGAGAAAUUGAUACCGCCGGAUUGUUGUUGUAUUGCUCUCGAAGGUGUCUUACAAAGCCAAGCCGGGCGCGGAAUAUGCGUUGGCAGCGGAAACAUGCUGGAUGCGGCUGGCUGUUAGCAUUCUGGAGUAGAGGCAUUUGUGAUUUACGAGCGGCCCUCUUGGUUUCAGUGGCUGCGAUCCGGUUUGCUUCGCAGAUUGCUGUUCCAGUCUUAACUGCAGCUCUCCAGGCUGGCCGGUUUUGUGCGAGAUCUUCCCAAGUCUUCAGGUUAAUAUGCAGACCCUUCAUGGAGUUUUUCAAGGUAUUCUUGUAGCGGCGUGUUUGACCUCCUUUGCAACGAAAACCCUUGGCGGCAUUAUAAUAGACGAAUUUUUGGUCAACGUGUAUCUCCUAUCCUCACAAGAUGGCCUCACCAACGUAGCUUCAGUCGCCUCAGCAUGACAUGGAUGCGAGGAGUCCUGUCUGCUCCAGAACUUCCGUGUCCGGAAUCCUAUCUUGAUCAAUCAGCUUGAUUAUCCAUCGGAGACAACUUAGGUGGGAACGAUUGGGCUUCUGCGCUUCUUUCACGUAGACUUCCCACGUAGAUUCCGUCAAAAUGACAGAUAUAUACAUUGCUAAUAGAAGCGAAGAUGCGCGUCCCCGGACAUAAAUCAGAAGAAAAGGCGAUCUCGGGAACCAUAGUUUUACCGUCCUGACGUUAUCGCGCCCCACAGUAUUUAUAGGUGGGUGACAGUCAUGCCAAGACGGGCUUUUUUCUCACAUACGAGGUCAGGGUGGCAGGGCGGAAGGGGCGGGGAGGGACUCCUAGAGCGUCUUCUCGCCGGAUGAAUGGGGGGGGGGCGGUGGAUCAGCUUUAGUGGUCAAUAGCGCCUGCACACAGGGGCUAUGGCGGACGGGGGGGAGGGAGGGUGACGGGAAGCGCUCAAUCUACAUGGGGGGCCGGCGUUGAGACGUUGGUGGUCGUCGCCCGUACCUUCAUCGAUCUUAACUGUCGUCCAAGGCUGGCAAUCUUGUUUACGCCGCAACGACUGUCCGUUUUCUCGUCCGCCGGACUAGUAGAUGGAACGGCUGUGGUGACGACUGCGCCUUCGUCGUAAAAACUAUGGUUCCUGAGAUCGCCUUUUCUUCUGAGAUAUGUACAUUUAUAGCUUCGUGUUGAGACGAAGGUCGUGGCGAUUCCACACGGCGUUUUGCAGCCGGUCGAAGGCUUGGCUAGCUUUGGAGAUCCGGUAGGCCACUUCAUCAUCCAUUUUUAUGCAGCGAGAGAGUGAGCUACCUAGUAGGUGAAAUUAUCCACGGCUUGCAGUUGGGCGUCAUUUACGUUGAUUUGGUGUGCAUUGCGGGCAGCUUCGGUUGGCGGUUGAUGCAUAACCACCGUUUUCUCUUUGUUGUUGCAGGUGGUGGCGAAGAAGCCAUGCCCCUUUGCAUGUCCACUUCUGUAAUUGCGUCGAGAGCGCAGCCGUCGGCAGAUGGACGGUAGUCGUGGAUACGCGCGACUGGCAGUGUAUCCGCUGGUGAUUGAGGAGUCGGUCGUCCGUGACUUGUGACUUUUGUAUUGUCGCCGUCGCCGGAGGGAUCGUCCUCUUUGUAUUCAAUGUCCCGAACCGUCACAUAUGCAUAGGUAAAAUUCAAGACAUUAUCAAGACCGGCUAGAGCAGGCAUGGCCAGAGCUUUAGCAAGUGAGAAAGCAGACGUAGAAAAUAGCUAAUACUACACUUAGCCCUAGUUUAUAACUUAAGGACUCCACUUUACCCCACAAUCAGUGCUAGAAGGUUUCAGCAUGGAUAAGCGAUCGCCCCCGGAGUUGCCCCCUAAAACAAACUCGCUAUCGGGACAUAAUUCAUAAGUAUCUGAAAAGCUACGCAUUUAGUGUAUCUUUGUGCCCCGGCUGCUCCUCUGCAAGCGUUAUGGUGGGUUAUGUGCAGAGCAAAACAGGCUAUUGAAUUAUUAAUGGCGCGUUUCAUCACGACAAGUCCGUUUUUGCCUUGUUGGAAGUAUGAUCACUCGUCAAGCAAAUCAGUGCAAACGAUGCGUCAUGCUUAAGUUCCUUCGAGUUAUAUCAGGCCACAGCAUUUCAUCCGCACCCCACAAAGCGAAACGGUAGGAAUCACGCUGCAACACUGUGCCCAUCGGAGCAGUCUCCAAAUAAACUGAGGAAUCAUAUGAGGGAAUCACAGUUACUUGACACACUUCUAGUGAACUUGGAAUAACACACAAACCUCAUGUUCUUUUGCAAUACCAAAAAAGCUCUGCAAAUUUCAAAAGCCAGCAGUAACUCUAAUAAUUUUGCAUACUUUACGUCGUACGAGAGUAUGUGAAGAAGAAAGCAUUCACAUCGACCUAAAGCAAAACCCCCGAUCGGUUAGAAAGACUGGUCGCGAAGCAACGGUUUGGGAAAUUACAGAGGUGGGAUGAAUACUGCCAAAGGUCGGCAACAUGGUCAAAACUGUCGCUGAUCUGAUGCGGUUUCUUCCAUGUGGUACAAUCCACAAACUUGAAACAACAAUAUCGGGCCGUAGUAAUGGGACAUAAGACUCUCCUUUCCAGAGACGAGACUCCAAAGCUAUUCACGUGAAAAGAGUUGCGUCGCAGAUACCUAUAGGGGAUCCCGAACAUAUGUGAAGAAUAAUGUGGCUUCGAGAAGUACUAAGCAGUCGACCUUGGCUGUGGGAAAUUUUACGCCGCCUGGCAUAUAUUGUUCUUUAAGCAUCUGACUGCUUUUAAUCGAAUUUGAUGUGUUCUGGCAUCCUUUAAUAGCUGUGCGGCCCUGCUAUUGCUGUUGAAAGUCCAUGAGCUCAUUUUUCAAACUCAAAAUGCAAUGCUCAAGCCCCAUGAAUAACAUACUCAGAUCAGAUACCGAAACUGGCCAUAAUAGCUAGUCUAUUAGGAAGCUCCAUGUGCAUUGAUAAUAUUGUCGAAAUUCGCGGCAGUCAGCUAGAUCUUCUACCGGUGCGAUAAAUUUGGUAUUUUAAGAGAAACCAUUUCAAUUAUUUAUCGAUUUAGUCUAUUGCACAAUGUCAGACAUCAUUCCUAAAAUCAAACUAUCUAUCCAAAAAUCAGUAAGGACAAUGUAUCAGCACAAACAGGAGCAUUGAAAACUUCAUUUCGUUCUAAUCGUUUUUAAAUGAAGGAAUCGAGGUCAUAGUAAAAUGUAAGAACAAUGGGAUAGCUUUGUCUCUUACUUCAUGCUUACUUAAACAAAAGAUUUAGUAUGUUAGAUAGUCAUUUAUCCCACCUGUACAUGCUUAUGCUUGUGAGCGAAUAAACGCAUAUCAUUCAUGGGAUGUGCUAUUUUACUUAUUUGGGAUGCAUUGCGCAAUCACACAUGCCAGGCACCAAUGGCUUAUAUCCGGCUUCUGUGGGCAAUUGAGCAUUAUGUUCCAAAGCUCUAUCCAGUUAACCUACCAAGCCUGCCUUCUGCCUGAUGAACUAGUGAAUGUGUGAAUUCAAUUGAGAGAUAUGGUUACCGAGUCAUGCAGUUACGGCACUUAAGUGGCCAUUUCCGGAGUGCCUUCAUUUAUCAUUAAUCGAAAAAGCAACACAUAUAUCCACUUCCGUCAAAUAGACAGGAGAACCCACCGAAUGUCGAUGUCUUAUGAUUUUAGGAACAGUUAGCGUUACCUGGCUCUACUUGCAGUACUAGAAGUGUGCUAUCUGUGGACAGGACAGUCGGUUGCGUAGUGAGUAAAUAUGUCUGCUUGCUUAAUAAUGUCAUCAAUAAAUCUUUUUGUAUUCUAGCAUCAGAUUGUUAAGUACUUUCCCAGGUGGACAGUUGUAUGUUCAUAUAAUGGCAUGUAUUACACUCCUUACAAAUGAAGUUAUUUGCAGUUUAUGGGACGGAGAUCCUUUUGAAGAUAUUUGAACUCUAAAAAGUAGAUAGGGCGCGGUUUAUAAUGGUAUGCAGAGAAAUUGGAAGAAAAUGAAGAUUAAUAAAGCAGGAGUGAAAGUUAUAUGACCCUUCGUUAAAAAUGAGCACUGGAAGCCUUUAGAACUGUUCCGUACUGGUGUUGAAUGUCAGCGAAAUCGUCUGUUAGAAGCCAUAUUUUGUCAUCUUGAAAUUGAGUAUAUACUUGUAAGUUGGCGUGAUCGAAAGCCAGAGAGUCUCAAAUAGAUUUUUUCCACGAGUUAGGGUCAAAAAUCUGCGUCGCAGCAACAGAUAUUCUGCAAACAAUUUACUCCAAGUGAGGUCAGGUUUUCUGGUUGACUGUCUUUUGGAAGCGUUGAAAGAUCAUCACCUGUAUGUUUCUUAUCAAGUUUCACUAAUCAUUUGUUUCACAGUGAUCGUCUAGCCUACGUUUUCAAGGCACUUUAUCUCCACGUAUUUCAAUCAAUCAUAAGUGGCGAUUGGCUGAGAUCUUUUAGCGGUAUGUGUGCAUCUGGUGCAAGCAAAAACCGUUUGUGGCCGAAUUAAUUAGCAAGUGAAAUAACUCUUAAAUUCAAAAAUUUACUUCUGUUCUCUCCUUUGUACCACAAUUGUUAGGGAGCAGUAGUCCGAAGAUCGGGAAUCCGCUUUGACGAGCGGCAUCCUAAAGGAUUUUAUAUGACUUUUUAGACGAGUGGUUCAUUUGGUAACUCCAACGUCAUACUAAGUCUACACCUUUGAUUCACGUCCCCAAACUUCACCUAUAUGAAUUCCACGCACUCACAGAGGUUUAUUUUUCCUCUUUUAAUUGCCAAUUGAAGUACCUAGUCCAAUCUUACCGCAGAUCAUCUGGAUCACCAUACACUGUUAAAGCAUGCUGGUGCCUGUAAAUAUGUUUACGUUUUGUGCGUUCCACAAAUAGUCUGCUCUGCCGUUUUUACCUUCAGCGUAGUCAUCUGAAGGCAUGCUUGGUAAGUAAGUAGCAUAUUAUUGUAAUUACUCGAGAUCUAUUUCCAAUUUAUUUUCCCUUAGACGAAGCAGUCUUUUGACCGACCGAACUCGAUUUCUACAGUACUUUCAAGAAACUGUCUACGUGCCAUUAUUCACCAUAUGUCAUUCUGCUUUCCUCCAUGUAAGUCUAGUCAAUCUCAUUCUCUGUUUGUUUCUGUACGUGACAGGACAUCUGACAUAUUACAACAACAUUUACAGGGCCAAAGUGGUAACAAGAAUGAAAAGCGAAAGAUGAAAUGAGAACGGGAACAAUAACGGGGAUGAUAAUGAUAAUGAUCGUAAGAAAAAAAGAGGACGGGAAGAAAUGAUGGAGAUGACGGUGAUGACGACAACGACAAUGACGAUGACGAUGAGGAUGAUGAUGCUGAUGAUGAUGAUGAUGAUGAUGAUGAUGAUGAUGAUGAUGAUGAUGAUGAUGAUGAUGAUGAUGAUGAUGAUGAUGAUGAUGAUGAUGAUGAUGAUGAUGAUGAUGAUGAUGAUGAUGAUGAUGAUGAUGAUGAUGAUGAUGAUGAUGAUGAUGAUCAACUUAGCCAAGGAAACGUUGAAUUAGCCUUCGAUAAAAAUUAA
Messenger RNA from Spirometra erinaceieuropaei, 16121 nucleotides. NCBI's taxonomy places the organism in Eukaryota, Metazoa, Platyhelminthes, Cestoda, Diphyllobothriidea, Diphyllobothriidae. The record is from the annotation of a GenBank genome assembly.